GAUAUUACAUUAAAGCGAAAUAUAUGUCCUGACUUUUUUAUUCAUAAAUUAUCUACCAAUAAAAUUACCAAUAAAUAUUCCCGUUCAUUACCUUUGACCUUUUACGACCACGUGAUCUAGCUACAAAACAGUGAUGACCUAGCCUGGACCUAGCUAACCAGGGGAUUUUAUGCAUACAUUUCGAAAUUGUUGACAACAUUUACUACAAUGGACCAGUCUAAACAAGAGGAGGAAUAUGGAUAUGAUUUAUUCCCGGAGAGAAACAUGGGAAAAAAUAAGGGGAGCUCCAUCACGCAGAGCCUGUUCACUUUCAACCACAAGUGUCAGGUCAUGUUGCAGCUCGCCAUGGAAACUAGUCCGUAUGCCAAACUCCUCCUCAGUGCCAUGAAAAGUUCCGGUUGCAAAGUGUUUAAAGAGCGCCAUUUCUCGUGUGAGGACUGUGACGGGACGGUCAGCGGUGGCUUUGACGCAGAGUCUUCUCAAAUCGUUUUGUGUCAGAACAACAUCCACCAGCAGUCCCACAUGAACCGAGUGGUCACACACGAGCUCAUUCAUGCCUUUGACCACUGCCGCGCCCACGUGGACUGGUUCAACAACUUCAGACAUCUAGCUUGUUCUGAGAUUCGGGCUGCCAACCUCAGUGGAGACUGCUCCUUUAGCAAUGAAGUAUCCAGAUUCAACUUCGGCUUGAAGGAGCAUCAUCAGGAGUGCGUCCGUGGCCGUGCCCUUCGCUCCAUACUAGCUGUGAGGAAAAUUAGCCGAGAGGAAGCAGAGAAAAUAGUGGAUGAAGUCUUUCACACGUGUUUCAACGACCACGAACCAUUUGGAAGAAUCCCGCACGACAAGAAGGAUGCUGGCUUUGCCUACAGAGAUUAUAACAACAGAGAUCGAUAUUAUGCAAACCUUUAGUGUCGUCACAUUCUCAUUAAACUCCCAAGGGUGCUCUGACUGGCAGCGAUGCUGAUGAAGCUUUGCAAUGCCAGGGUCAACAUAAAAGCCUCAACAGAAUGACAGUGUGUUGAAAACGAUCAAAGCCUUUCAUAAGGGAUUUUCAGAGAAUAAUGAUUUGUCCUUGGAACAUGAAGAUACAGUACAUUUCAUGUUCUACCUUCAUUUUUAUACUAAUUCUGUAUGAAGGGAGUCAUUUUGCUGUGAGGGUAAAUUAUUAGACGAGGCCCCAUUCAAUUAUUUGUCAUUCAUUUUUAUUUGAUCAAUGGGUGCUUUUAAGGAAAUACAGGAUUACAUUUUUGUCCAUCAAUGUUUGCUGUUAAAAUCUGUUGAUGACAAACAAGGAUGUAUUUUUCUGUUUGCUCUUCAUCUUGUUGCCACAUUGACCUCCAAUCAUUUCUUGUAAAUAGAGCUAAUAGUGCUUAAAUUAAACCGAAUCAGCUUGUGUUUGAAUAAAAGUUUGAUUCCUC
This is a messenger RNA of Etheostoma cragini (Arkansas darter), 1418 nucleotides long. It is a transcript of the gene atp23, whose product is annotated as ATP23 metallopeptidase and ATP synthase assembly factor homolog. Gene Ontology annotation, biological process: mitochondrial proton-transporting ATP synthase complex assembly; mitochondrial protein processing. NCBI's taxonomy places the organism in Eukaryota, Metazoa, Chordata, Actinopteri, Perciformes, Percidae. The coding region runs from base 208 to 909 and encodes 233 amino acids. Gene Ontology annotation, molecular function: metalloendopeptidase activity. The transcript is spliced from 6 exons. Gene Ontology annotation, cellular component: extrinsic component of mitochondrial inner membrane. The record is from RefSeq and is a predicted model, not a curated record.